Messenger RNA from Mesocricetus auratus (golden hamster), 972 nucleotides. It is a transcript of the gene Fcgr4, whose product is annotated as low affinity immunoglobulin gamma Fc region receptor III-like. Gene Ontology annotation, biological process: regulation of immune response; cell surface receptor signaling pathway. The record is from RefSeq and is marked provisional. Gene Ontology annotation, molecular function: transmembrane signaling receptor activity. Lineage: Eukaryota; Metazoa; Chordata; Mammalia; Rodentia; Cricetidae.
CAGCAUGUGGCCGCUACUACUCCCAACAGCUCUGCUGCUCAUAGUUUCCUCUGGCAUUCGAGCUGGUCUCCGGAAGGCUGUGGUGACCCUACACCCUGAAUGGGUGAGGGUGCUUGAGGAAGACAGUGUGACCCUCAGGUGCCAGGGCACCUAUGCACCUGGGGACAAUUCUACCAAGUGGUUCCAUAAUGGGAGUCUCACCUCACAACAAGAUACCAACUAUGUCAUUGGAUCUGCCAAAGUUAAGGACAGUGGAGAGUAUAAGUGCCAGACAGCCCUCUCCACCGCCAGUGACCCAGUGAACCUAGAAGUCCAUAUAGGCUGGCUGUUGCUUCAGACCACUCAACGGCCUGUGUUCCAGGAGGGGGACCCCAUUCGGCUGAAAUGCCACAGCUGGAGAAACAAAACUGUAUAUAAGGUCACCUAUUUACAGAACGGCAAAGGCAAGAAGUAUUUCCACAAGAAUUCUGAACUCUACAUUCCAAACGCUACACAGAAUCACAGUGGCUCCUACUUCUGCAGAGGGCUCAUUGGACAAAACAACAAGUCUUCAGAGACCUUGAGAAUCAUUGUGGGAGUUCUCCCACCUGAUCUGACACCUCCAUCAAAUAACUUUCCACCGUGGCAUCAAAUCACUUUCUGCCUGCUGAUAGGACUCUUGUUUACGAUAGACACGGUGCUGUAUUUCUCUGUGCAGAGGGGCCUUCGAAGGUCAACGGCAGACUAUGAGGAACCCGACUUGCACUGGAGCAAGGAACCUGAGGACAAGACCAUCUCAGAGGAAAAGCAAAGCUUCAGAUCUUCAAGAGUCAACAGUGAAACACCCUCGGGAGGCAGCCGCCCUCCGGAGAAGUGAUGCCUCAGAGUUUGAUGCUUUCCCUGUCCCCAACAUUCCCUCAUUGCAAAGCAGCAGCCUGGGUUCUGGGUGGUGGUCCUUUCUGUGCUUAACAGCUGUUCCUAAAUAAACUUCUG